Vigna radiata var. radiata (mung bean) is the source of this 1326-nucleotide messenger RNA. RefSeq names its product expansin-like B1. The coding region runs from base 360 to 1103 and encodes 247 amino acids. Gene Ontology annotation, cellular component: extracellular region. NCBI's taxonomy places the organism in Eukaryota, Viridiplantae, Streptophyta, Magnoliopsida, Fabales, Fabaceae. The transcript is spliced from 4 exons. The record is from RefSeq and is a predicted model, not a curated record.
UACAAUAACUAAAAUAUGCCCAAACAAUUUAUAUGAUGCAUCAGAUGGUUUGUUUAGAAGAAAAAUCUCUAUUUCUGAGGGUUAAAUAAAUGAUGGUAGAAUUUGCUAUUAAUUAGUGCAUGUGUAGGGGUUGAUCUUUUGAAGAUAUAGAAAUGAUUUCGGACCCUUAUCUCUUUAAUCCAGUUGUCUGAGUCUUCUAGCACGUACAAUAGACGCCAAAUUGGAGAAAAACUGGGGUGUAUCACAAUGUUAUAUGUAUCUACAACUAAGACUGUGUACUAUAAAUACAUCACCCCAUAUCUUUCUUUCAUCGUAUUCUCAUAUAUACUUCAUUAGUUUAUCGUCUCUCUCUCUUCAUUAUGGAGCUUAGCUUUAAGCACCAAAUUGGCCUUGUUUGUAUCAUAUUGCUCUUUCCUGCACUGUGUUACUGCCAGGAAUAUACUAAAUCCAGAGCAACCUUUUAUAGUACAUCAGAUGGUUAUGGGACUCCAACGGGAGCUUGUGGAUUUGGAGAAUAUGGAAGGAAGAUGAAUUGGUACGAUGGAAGUGUCGCAGGAGUCUCUGGGCUGUGGAGGAAUGGAGUUGGCUGUGGGACAUGCUAUCAGGUAAAGUGCCUUAUAGAAAAGCUAUGCGAUGAGAAUGGAGCAUACCUGGUGGCAACAGACCAGGGUUACGGAGACAACACAGACUUCGUGAUGAGCCCACGCGCCUUCACAGAACUGGGACGUGAUGAGAAUGCUUACGAAGAGCUUAAGAAAUACGGUACAGUGGAUAUUGAAUACAGAAGGGUUCCUUGUACCUAUACCGGCAACGUCGUGUUCUAUAUCAAGGAAACUAGCAGCAACCCUGGUUACUUUGCUGUUGUCCUUCUGAAUGUCAACGGAAUAAACGACGUGACUGCGGUUGAAAUGUGGCAGUCUGGAGAAUGGAAGGCACUUAACAGAAACUAUGGAGCAGUGUUUGACUUUGCUAACCCUCCGAGUGGCGAGAUCAGGUUGAGGUUUAAGGUGAGUGGCCUGUCUGAUUGGGUGGACCCCAAGAUUGUCAUUCCUAGUUACUGGCAGCCAGGAAGCACUUAUGUCACCGAGGUUCAGCUUAAAUAGAAACAACAAUCUCAACAACAUAUAUAUUGCAAAUAAUGGCACUGUUAUUCAGUUCGUUUCUGAUAGUAUCUGCCACUCUCUCAAGAACAUAUAUGUUGCAAAUAAUGACACUGUUAUUCAGUUCGUCUCUGAUAGUGUGUGCCACUCAAUGUUCUCUUGUUAGAAAGGGGAGAUCCAUGUACUUCCCAUUACGAAUGAAAAUAAAUGUGUUUGUUUGGGAUAA